UGGUGAGCCAGUGGUUGAGGAACACAAGAGACCCCAAUGAUGUUUCACCUGAAGGAGAUGCUGUCUAAAUGUGGACUCUCAGCCUUCAGUGUUUCAGUUUUCCAUCAUGCUGUUGUCCUGCUUCUCCUGACAGACUGCUGUAAAGGUCAGUCUCAGGUAGUCGGUCCAUCUAAGCCAGUAAUAGUAACAGUUGGUGAUGACGUCAUUUUGCCAUGCAAUCUGAAGCCAGCUACGGAUGCUGUUAGUAUGACUUUGGAGUGGGCGAGACCUGACCUGAACCCCAGGUUUGUCCAUGUGUGGCAUGAAGGUAAAGACCUCCAGGAUAAUCAACAUCCAUCCUACAAAGGAAGAACAUCACUGUCCAUCGAGAGACUGAAACAUGGAGACGUUUCAUUAAAUAUCUCCAAAGUGAAUCUCUCUGAUAAUGGAAAAUACAGAUGCUACCUUCCAGAUCUGGAUAAAGACUCUUUUGUUCAGCUUGUUGUUGGGGCUGCUUCCUCGUCUGCCAUCAGCUUUGCGGGGAUCGACACAUCUGUCAGUGGAGUGGUGUUACAGUGUGAGUCUAAAGGUUGGCAUCCAGAGCCUGAGGUGAUCUGGCUGGACAGUGAAGGAAACCUCCUCUCUGCUGAACCCACAGAGACAGUCAGAGGUCCUGAUGGCCUCUAUACUGUCAGCAGCAGAGUGACUGUGGAGAAGAGGCAUAACAACAACUUUACCUGUAGAGUCCAACAGAACAACAUCAACCAGACAAGAGAGACAAACAUCAUUGUUCCAGGUGAUUUCUUCAUUGCUCCAAGUAAUUCUGCUGCUCGUAUCACUGUCAGCUUGGCUGCUUGCUUCUUGUGUGUUCUUGCAGUUGUCUUUGUUGUGUGGAAAUGGAGGCAAAAUGAAACCAAAAACAAGAUGAUCACACAAAGAGAAGGACAGCAGCUUAUAGGAUAUAUCAACAUGGUUGAUACACUGAAGGAACAGGAGCAGCAACUGAAGAACCAGAGAGAUGAACUCACAUCUCAUAAGAACAAGAUAGAGAAACUGGUGGAGGAGAAAGAAAAUCUGUUUAAUUCAGUGGAGAAAGAAAUAACAGAGAAGGAGGAUAAGAGUUUCAUUAGUGCACCAGAAUACUUGAAGCUAAAAGACAUAAUAUCAGGGUACAAAUGGAACCUAAAUGAAAGAGUGAAAGAACUUGAUAAACUUGAAAUGAACACAUAUGUCCCCUCCUCUUUGGAAGCUAAAUCAGGCCAAUCCAGUUUCGAUGUUUCCUCUUGUAUGCCGAUGGCUUUGGCUUGUGGCUUGGCUGGACUGGCUGUUGGCCUUGCGGUAACAACGCUGACUGGCAGAGGAAAAUCGAGUCUCUUCAAAGUACAAAAGAACGACGCAGAACGGGAUGGGAUCCGCUUGGUGGUUACCACCCUGAAGCAUCAGAAGAGGGAACCAGAGGACCAAAAAGAUCAACUCAAAGGGGAACUAGAGCAGGUAAAGGCAGAGUGA
This is a messenger RNA of Scomber japonicus (chub mackerel), 1488 nucleotides long. Its product is annotated as butyrophilin subfamily 3 member A2-like. The coding region runs from base 37 to 1488 and encodes 483 amino acids. The transcript has 8 exons. The record is from RefSeq and is a predicted model, not a curated record. NCBI's taxonomy places the organism in Eukaryota, Metazoa, Chordata, Actinopteri, Scombriformes, Scombridae.